Molecule: messenger RNA, 5075 nt
Organism: Pundamilia nyererei
Lineage: Eukaryota; Metazoa; Chordata; Actinopteri; Cichliformes; Cichlidae
Gene: kdm4ab
Product: lysine (K)-specific demethylase 4A, genome duplicate b
Exons: 23
Coding region: 209-3739 (1176 amino acids)
Biological process (GO): regulation of gene expression; chromatin remodeling
Cellular component (GO): nucleus; chromatin
Molecular function (GO): histone H3K36 demethylase activity; histone H3K9 demethylase activity
Source: RefSeq, a predicted model, not a curated record
GGUAAACAAAAUCCGAGGAGCGUGUACAUGCGUAGAGCUGGUAAUGGAGGAUACUGGUCUACUCACAGGGGGCUUAGUUAGCAAGCUGUGUUUUGUCUGUUAUGUUCCAGGUGGCCGCUUGUAUUGAUUACGACGAUAUCAACAACGCGAGGGACUGCUUCUGAGAGAAUUAAGCAGCGGUGGUAGGCGCUGCCAUCAAGUUUUGGAAAUGGCUUCGGACGCUUCCAAAGGGAUUAUGACUUUUUAUCCCACUGCUGAGGAAUUCAAGGAUUUCAGGCGCUAUGUUGCAUAUAUGGAGUCGAAGGGAGCACAUAAAGCAGGCCUGGCUAAAAUUGUCCCACCAAAAGAAUGGAAGCCCAGACAUUCUUAUGACGACAUAGAUGACUUGGUGAUACCUGCACCCAUUCAGCAGGUUGUGACAGGUGUGUCAGGUCUCUUCACGCAGUACAACAUACAGAGGAGAUCCAUGACGGUGAGAGAGUUUCGCAGGGUUGCCAACAGCAACAGGUACUGUAGUCCACAUUAUGAUAACUUUGAGGAGCUGGAAAGGAAGUACUGGAAGAACGUGACCUUUAAUGCUCCUUUAUAUGGGGCAGAUGUUAAUGGAACAUUGUAUGAUCCAGAUGUCAGGGAGUGGAAUAUUUGCCAUCUGGACACCAUUUUGGAUACUGUGGAGCGUGACAACGGCAUCACUAUUGAGGGUGUUAAUACACCCUACUUGUAUUUUGGCAUGUGGAAGACCACCUUUCCAUGGCACACAGAGGACAUGGACCUCUACAGUAUCAAUUAUUUGCACUUUGGAGAACCUAAAUCAUGGUAUUGUAUUCCUCCAGAGCAUGGGAAAAGAUUUGAGCGUCUGGCUCAAGGCUUCUUUCCCAAUAGCGCUCAGAAUUGUGAUGCCUUUCUAAGGCACAAGAUGACACUGAUCUCUCCUUUUGUACUAAAGAAAUACAGCAUUCCAUUCGAAAGGAUUACUCAGGAGGCUGGGGAGUUCAUGAUCACUUUCCCCUAUUCCUAUCAUGCUGGUUUCAACCACGGCUUCAACUGUGCAGAGUCCACCAACUUUGCUACAGAGAGAUGGAUUGAAUAUGGCAAGCAGGCAGUUUUGUGCUCAUGCCGUAGAGACAUGGUGAAGAUUUCCAUGGAUGUCUUUGUGAAAAAAUACCAGCCAGAUCGCUACGAACAGUGGCUGGAAGGCCGAGACCUGGUGCCCAUUGACCAUUCACGACCCACCCCAGAAGCUAAGGAGUUCUUGGAUGAGUCAUUUAAUGACAUCACCAGCAGCAGUGAGACUAGCUCCAUCAAGAGCUGUGGGGAGGACGGACAGUGGAAGAGCACUAAACAAAGAAUAGAGACCAAAAGACACCGGGUGUGUCUGGAAGUGCCCGAAGAAGUUGUGCCUCAGGUUGAAGAUGAAGACGAUGAAGAGCAGUAUGGAAAGCGUCCUAGACUCAGUCUUAUACCUCCACGGGCUGUGGCACAAGAUGGCAAAAGAAAUAAAGGCCCACCAAAGUUGGUUGUCACUCCAACCAAGCUCACGCUAAUGGAUCCAUUUCACAGGGGCCUGUCCCAAAGUAAGGGUGACAGUGGCUGCCCUCCUCAUUAUACCAAGACUCGUGCACCUGCAAUCUCAUCUCAGUCCAGGUCCAGAAACGGGCAUCUCUCAGUCUCAGCAGCCUCUAUGUGGACAGAAGUUGGAACUCAGCCUGCCCGCAAAAUGGGUGUUGCCAGUCUGCUAUUCCACAGGACUCUGAGUCCUAAAGAUAUUCUUCAGGUGCAGAGCUACAGUCAAGAGACGCAGCGGCAACCCACCACACAGCUACAUGUGCACAGCUAUGCCAGAGAGCACCAGGCCCGCCAUCUCCAGCACAAAACCUUAACGCCGGUUCCAUCUUCAUCUCAGGUGCCGCACUGUGAGCAAAUGAAGGCACGGCCUCAAUUUGAAAUCACUAUGACCAAAGUAGCACAGAAUGAACAAGAAGCACAAAAUAUUGUGGUGACGGAGAAAGAAGAACAUGAACCCAAAACGUCUGUGCCUGUCGAAGCUCUGGCUGAAGUCAAGAAGCCUCAAGUUGAGCCCAUAAGCAAGCCUGCUUCCCCGCUGGUUCACACACAGCCACAAGAUGUGAACAAAGUGGAAACUGAGGCUCCCAAGAGUAACAAGAGAAAGAAUAUCCAAUCCCCCCUCGUGGAUAAUGGCAUUGUCAUCCUGAAAGACACCAUUCCUGUCAUGAAACCAGUGCACGAUGAGCUGAAGGUGAUUCCUCAGAUUCAUCAUCAGGUGUCAGACGAGCAGUCGUACUGCAAGCCUGUCAAGAACCAGCAGGAAGCACAGCUGUGUAAGCUGCCUCGUCAUCAUCCUCUGUUCAGGGAGGCACACAGUGAUGAUGAUUUAUAUGUAGAUGUGCAGGUCAUCCAAGAGGAGAAAGAGGAGUGGGCAAAGCCACUAACCCAGUUAUGGCAGUGUCUGCCAUUUAGCCCUGCUGCAGAGAGGGAAUAUAACAAACGCAUGGGCCAACAGGCUCCCUACUGCUCUAUCUGCCUGCUUUUCUACACUCACCAUCAGUCUGAAUCCAAUACUGGGAGUUCUAGUGUGACACUGGUGAACCGUCCAGGGGGCCAACAGUGGUCUAAACCACUGAUCCCUGAAAUGUGUUUUAACACCCAGUCCAGUAAGAUUACUGACAGCGGGGAGGGGCAGCUGUCUAACCCUAAUGUAGCUGAGGAUGGUACCAGCCGCCUGGUGAGCUGCACUCAGUGCUGCGUACGUGUACAUACAAGUUGCUAUGGCAUUUCCAGGGAUGAUGCAGAGCUAGCUGAAUGGCUGUGUGCCCGCUGUGAGGCUGACGCCAUCACUGAGGACUGCUGCCUGUGUUCCCUGAGAGGAGGAGCUUUACAGAGAGCCAACAAUGACAAGUGGGUUCAUGUGUUGUGUGCCAUAACUGUGCUGGAAGCUCGCUUUGUCAACAUCACUGAGCGGAGCCCCGUUGACCUCUCUGCCAUCCCACUGCCACGUUUCAGACUGAAAUGUGUGUACUGCAGGAAACGGAUAAAGAGGGAAGUGAAAGGCUGCUGUGUUCAGUGCUCCCAUGGGCGUUGCUCCACGGCAUUUCACCCCACAUGUGCUCAGGCAGCUGGUGUCCUCAUGCACCCAGAUGACUGGCCAUUUAUUGUCUUCAUCACUUGCCACAGGCAUAGAGCACCAGCCAUACCUGAGCGCAGCAAAGCUGCCAUGCAGGAACUGGUAGUGGGCCAAAAGGUGAUCUGUAAAUACAAGAAUGGCCGUUACUACCAGAGCGAAUUGCUGGAGCUAACCACGGCUACGUUUUAUGAAGUGGUGUUUGACGACGGCUCAUUCAGCGACAACCUCUUCCCUGAGGAUAUUGAGAACCGGGACUGCGUCCGCCUCGGCCCACCUGCCAAAGGUGACGCUGUUCAAGUUCGAUGGACAGAUGGGUUGAUAUAUGGAGCCAAGUUUGUAGCUUCCCACUCCAUCCCCAUGUACCUGGUGGAAUUUGAGGAUGGCUCGCAAAUCUCUGUCAAGCGGGAAGACAUCUACACUCUAGAUGAGGAUCUGCCUAAACGGGUCAAGUCAAGGAUGUCGGUGGCAUCAGACAUGCGUUUUGAGCUCUUCGCGCAAAACGAUGUCAAGCAGAACACCAAAAGGCAGCGGGUCAUCAAUUCUCGAUAUAGAGAGGACUACAUUGAGCCGGUCGUCUAUCGAGCCAUCAUGGAGUGACAUCCUUUUCUUUCUGAGGGUACUGCUUAAAGGAUUGACCGCCCCUCCUGCUCUUCCACGGCCUGUCAGGCUCCAUAUUUAUAAACUACGGCUGGGACUUUAACUGACUCUUGUGUGCUUUGAAUAAUAUUCAUCGACAUUCAUGUCCCAUUGCAGUCUGGAGAUUGUUUGCUUUCCCCCAUUUCAUCGUUUUUUUCUUUCCUUCAGGAAGAAGCCAUUAAUGAAUUAAAUGUGAAAAAGAUUUGAUAUUUUCUUUGUUCUCUGCCACCCUGAUUAGCAACUGUUGACUAAAAAACUACAUGUUCUACAGCAGAAACAUAUUUCUCAUUUAAAUCACAAUUCACUGAUUCAGACUGAUGUUUUCACAAUUUUUGCCAUACAGAAACUUGUUGAUGGAGGUUUUCUCAACUCUGUUUUCUCCACUGAUGCAGACACACUGUAGCCGUUGACUGUUGACAGUUAUGAAGAAUUGUGUCAAAUCAUAAACCCCAAAGAACUAAAAUUCUCUGUCACUGUUUUAACAACGGUUGAUCUUGUUGCUUAUUGCGUUACAUUUUGUGGUUGAGAAAUACGUAUACGAGUAUGUAGUUCACCCAUACAUAGUUGUCAUUGUGCAUCUACUGUGAAGACAGAGGACGUUUGACAUGUUUUACAGGCCCAAGCCUUACACUUCAGAGGGCCUACAACACCUUGGUUUAUUAUAAUUAUUGUAAUUAAUGUUAUUACUAUACUUUUAUUUAUGCAAGUGCAUCAAGUUUGAAAACAAAGCUAUUUUUGUCAUGUCCUUUUCACAGUCUGUAGAAAACCUCAGAUGUAUUUAUAUUUAUUAUAUUGACUGGUUUUCAGACAUGCUGUUUAAACUGAGGCUCGCGUUUGCUCUGCAGUGAAUUCGGGAGGUAAAGAUUAUUAUUGCUAAAGUUGUUCAAAUAGCUUAUUGUUAUCUUCUUUCUGAGCAUUUUUUUUGGUGUUUUUUAUUUUAUUUUUUUAUUUUCGUUUUGUUUUCGACUUAUUGCCUCAACCAAGUGGAGUUUUUGUGUUUCUGAUAAAUGCUAGCUUUAGAGAUUGUAGUUUCAGAUGAUAGUUCAAUCCCUGAUGACAACAAACUCCACGACAGCUCAUUUUUGGAUUUAAGUGAGUUUGCUUUCAUUUGCAGUUCCUUGAACCUGCUUUAAAACAGACUUGUGCAGAGAAUUACGAACCUCUGUAGGAUAACCUUUGCAGAUACCUUUUAGCUAUGAUCUUGGCUACUGUUGGGUUUCCUUUGGGUCUGUCUCCACAGCAGCAUUAAGUCUGUGCACUCUUUGUAAACACCAACUGUUUGAGUAAAGUUUUGAAU